Neospora caninum is the source of this 6927-nucleotide messenger RNA. Its product is annotated as putative glutamic acid-rich protein. The coding region runs from base 1 to 6927 and encodes 2308 amino acids. The transcript is spliced from 3 exons. The record is from RefSeq and is a predicted model, not a curated record. Lineage: Eukaryota; Apicomplexa; Conoidasida; Eucoccidiorida; Sarcocystidae.
AUGCAGACCUCUCAAGCUGGGACUUGCGCCGACUCUGCCUCCCAGCCAAGCAAGGCGGCUUCCGCGCCGUUGCUGGCAGUUCGUGUGCUGCGCUGUGAAGGGCUGAAGCACACAGGCAUGCAUGCAGUCGAGGUCGAGGUGGGAGGCCAGCGCCGCGUCUCCGGAUGGGCAGAAGGCUGCCAUGACGCAACCUUUGAUUUCUCGUCGACUUUCAGCAAGGUGCCUAGAGACGGAAACGUCCGCCUUUCUGUGUGGCACAAACGCUCCUGGAGAGACGACAAGCGCGUUUGCGACACGUACUUCUCUAUACACUCCCUGUUCUUGGCGCCGGCGCAUGCAUACCGAGGCUGGCUCGGCCUGGAACACAACACCCGAUUUGCGGGGCAGAUUCUCGUCGACUUUAGUCUUUUGCGUAGACGCACAACCGCGGAGAAGGGAGAAGGCGCGAGAACCGUUAAAGCAGGCGACUCGGCGACAGCUGAGCGGGGACACCGCGAGGAGGCGGUCGAGAGACAGAGUGGGGGGAAGGCUGGCGAAGCAGUCGACGAGGGAGACGGAAGAGAAAGCCCGGGCGAAGAGGAUGUGCAGCGCCACCUUGGAGACAGACGGGGAAAGGGAGAGGGCGAAGAGAGGCCGAAUGAAGACGACGUCGAAGGGAGGCAAGCAGAGACAGAGAUUCCGCUGUCUUUGCGCCCGCGUCGCUCCGACCAGGCCGUCUCCUCUGUCAGACGGAACCGCCAACAGCCCACGCAGAGUGCACAGUCUUCUCACAUCUCUCCUUCGCCGUCUUCAGCCCCUCACCCGCCGUUCUGGGCUUCCUCCUCGUCCUGUUCUUCCUCGUCUUCCCGGAAAAGGCGACCCUCGUCUUUAGGCCGAGGGGAGAAGCGAGAAGCAGUAGACGACCAAGGCGAGCGCUCUCGCGACGCUGACGCCCGUUUGCCUUCGCCUCUCUGGUCCGCGAGUUCGCCUGGCGCGGGUCCCCCAGUCGAUCUGCUGUCGCUGGAUGUCGAGAUUCAAAGGCGAACUGAGGAGAGAACGGAGGAGACAGCCGCGCCGCCUUCUCCCGCGUUGUCCGGUGGACCCGCGGGCCACGCCUCGCCUCGGCGGCCCACGCAACAAGUGUUUUCUCCGGCGGCGGCGCGAGACAGAGAAGAUCGCGCAUUUGCACCACCGCACACGAGGAAAGACGAAGCAGCGGAGAGCGCCGAAGACGCAGGCCGGCCCGCAGAUCCAGGCGACGUCUCGCGCGAAACGAAAGGAGAUCGCGAGGCCUUCCUCCUCGCUUCCGACAGCGCACAGGUAGCGACUCCAGAGAAGAAGGCCGAAACACGUGACGCGUGUCUCGGGACUGGACAGCGCGCGCCGGCCGAACAGCCAGCUCUGGAAGGAGUGUCUUCGUCUUCUCAGCUUUCACUUGUGCGAUAUGAGAGAGAAGAGAGAGCGAGAGGAAGAGCGACUGCGACAGGCAGGGCGUGCGAAACUCGCGGAGGCCGGAACCACCUCUUAGCGGAGAGAGCGCGAGAUGGCGCCAGGAGGCAGCAGGCGCGGACGGAAGAAAAGGCUGCGGCGUUCACAGAGCAACAAACUGGAAGUUGGGAGAGGAGAGAGAGAAGACGCGACGGAUCUCGAGGCUCUGCAGGCGGCCAGGAAGACGAGAGAGGACAGAGGGAGGGAGGCGAAGAAUACGGGGCGAAAGACCUUUCGAGAUCAGGAGAGGAGAGGGUGAGAGACUUGAGAUGUGAGCAAGACGCUGAGAAGGGAGCUACGGGUCCGGAGUUGCCGCUGACCGGUCCGAGCGAGAGAGACGAGGACUGUGACGGCCCACGCGUGGCGGAAGCGAGGAAAGGCUGCGAAGAAGCCCGCGCGGAGGAACAAGUCGAGAGACGCGGAGAGCAGACCCCGAGUCUUCCAAGAAAGCACACCGUCCCCCUCAAAGCAAGAGACGCGAGAGACGGACGUGGGACACUGACGCCACGACUGGAGUCUGCAAAGAAGGAACCUGCAGGGGGUGUCCAUGUCUCCUUCGCUUCUGCGUCCUCACCUUGGUCGUUUUCACCUGAUUCGCAACAGGAGCCUCUGCAGUUUUCUCCGGCUGCCCAGACGGCGGAAGAGCCGGCUCCGGUGGAUUCUUUUCUCUCUUCUCUGUCUUCUUUGUCUUCGCGCUCGUUCCCGGCGCGUGACUCGCGUCGGCGUGAACUGAGCGCGUCUCCGGCUGUUUUGCCUGCUGGGACACUCGACACAGCGACUCGCGAGAGAGACUGGAAAGCCCUGGAUGAAAUAUUUUUCGCCGAGUGUUCUUGCGCGAAGCCGCCCGAGGAAGGCCAGCCCGCUGUGGCGGAAGGUGCGGGCGUGCAGAAUCGCCCGUCGGGAGAAUCGCGGGCCGAGCGAGGCUCGGAUUUCCCGGUCGACGCGAGAGCUGUCGCCAACGAAGGGGCGACUGGGGCGUUUUCGAAACAGGACGAGGAUACGUCGGUCCUCGCUGACAGAGAAGAGAGAGGGAGAUCGGCGUGGAGAGACGAGGCAGUCGACAGGGCCGACGAAAGGCGAAGGAGAGACAGCGCUCGAGAGGAGAGAGGAUGGGAGUCAGAGACGCGGAAGAUCGACGGGAGUGAAGAGACUCAGGGCCGCUCUCGCGGCCGGUGGACCCGAGAAGACGCGCCACACGUGCUUCCUCGGCAUCCCCGCAGAAGAUACUCGGCGAAUUCCGAGAACACGCACGUCGGGAACAUCCCAGACGGAGGAAUGGAGAGGGCCCAGGGGGGCGGACGUGUGCGCCGGAGCAGCUCUCCGACUGGUGCCGAGUUUGGAGAGCGCGACGGCGAGAGGAACGCCGGUCGCCGAGGCCUUGAGACGCGCGUGGGUUCACAUCGGGACCGAGGCCGUUUCGGCGCGGGCGCUGUUUCUGGACAGCCUCGGUUUGCAGGCGAGCCCGAAGCCUUCCCGGCGCCGCUGUUUCCUGCGCAAAAGGAGACAGCUUCGACACCCGCACGAGUGUCACCCGCGUCGGGAGGCCUUCCCGUUCGCGAGGCGCCGAUUUUCCCGGCAGAUUUGCCCGCCUCCGAGGCCGGGGAAAACGACAUGAAGCCGAAUCGAGAUUCCUCGGGGAGCGUGGGGGGGCUGCGCGCGGAGGAAGGCGCGCGGCUGGUGUCUCAGGGGCGCGGAGCGAAGGGCCAGCACGGGGAGCGCGGCGAGUGGUUAGAAGACGGGACGCUACGGGCGGCGGAAACCGGUUCCGGUGCGACGUGGGCGGAAGCGCCGAGCGCAGCUGUGAAGACGCUUUCUGAAGAAGAGAAGAAACGCUUCCACCGCGAAGGACUCGUAGAGACCCACAGGGAGACUCGGGCAGCCAACGGGGAUUUCGGACCUCUCCACGCGUAUUCACCGUGGGGCGGAGUCGCCACUAGUCACUCGCCUGCGACAGACAACUUUUUCGCAGCGGCGCCUCUGUCCGAUUCGUCGCCAAAGAUCCAGCAGAUUUCGUCGGGUUCAUCUCCAAAGGCCCAACAGAAUUCGUCGAGUUCGUGGCUUCCUUCCUCUUUUCCAGCGGUGUCCUGGUAUCCGGUGUCGCCUCCGGAACAGACUCACCCGAGCGAGGGCGUGAGGCCGGUCUCGCAGACGGGCGAGAAGAAAGAAGGAGGCGAAGCGGGCGGGGCCUUUUUCCCAGACAGCAGAGAUUCGACAAGUCGAGCGGGGCAUCCGGUGCCUGCCUCGUCGCCUCCUCCGUUUCCUUCUUCCUCAGAUUCUUUCGAGGGCGUGUUCGUGCCUGCAGAGCCUCGGCGCGCACCGCCGGCUCAGGAGAAGAAGUUCUCGCGUCUGCGGUUCCAUCUCGAGUGGCCGAAACUGAAGACCCGAGGGAAGAGAAAGAAGACACAGCCCGAGGCCUCACCGUCCACGGCAGGUGGAGCGUCGCCUUCUCGAAACGCCCCUUCGCAGGACGGACAGCCAGGAGCGCUUGGAAAACCUAAAGAAAAAAGACGGUCGGUCUCUUCUCGCUCCACGUUCUCGGCGCCUUCUUCCUCGACUCGUCGGGUUUCUUCGCCCUCGUUUCCGGCAGAGAGAGACUCGGAACCGCCGCCGUUUCCCCUCGGAGAUCCCGACGCGGUUCGCUCUCGCCGCAGUUCUCGCCGUUCUCGGGCUUCCUCCCUCUCCUCGGCGACUGGCCAGCCUGGCUCGGGACCGCCUCCCGCGUCUGCCGCAGGUUCGCGACGUCCUUCCGUGCCGGUCUUGCCGCCGCCUCCUUUGGAUGUCGCAAAUUUGCAGGUGCGCUCAUACGCGCGAGACCCACUCGCUCCUUCUCUCUCGGCCCUCUCGGCCUCUCCUGCUCCUGCUCUCCACUGGCAGUACCCUCCCGUCGCAAAGGAAACGGUUGCGCCACGGCCAAAUUCGCGAGAAAAAGGUCGAGAGGCUCGAGAAAAAGGUCGAGAGGCUCGAGAAAAAGGUCGAGAGGCUCGAGAAAAAGGUCGAGAGGCGGGAGAAGAGCGGGAGGCGUUGGAGCCAGACGGGAGCGUUGAGUUUCCUCCUUUCUCUCCGCUUGCCCAGGAAGAGAUGGCUUUUGCCCGGCUCGUCUCGGAUCCUGUUUCCACCGACGCGCCCCCGCGGCUGCCUCCGCCUCCGGGGGAUGAGGGCGUUUGUGUGGAGCAUGGCGAGGACGAAGCCGAGAACGGUCAGCAGGGAGACAGGAGGGAGAGGGGAGACAGGGAAGCAGCCCGAACGGCGUUCUCUGUGAAAAAGAAGGGAACCGCGCGCAGGGCGGGCACGUCGAAAAAGACGAGGCGCUCCUUGUUUUCGUCGGGUUCCUUUUCGCAGGGUGAUGCGCUUUUCCCCGAGGCUCCCGCGCCGCACGCCGCUCCUCUCCCGCUCUCUCCUUUCCUUGCGCCCGCUGGUUGGACAGAGAGCGGUCCGUCACCUGUUGCUGCGCCCGUCCUCCUGUCUCCAUCGCACUCUUCUGGAGGUUGCGCCUCGGGCCGUGAAAAAAAGGACUCGCCUCCUGCGCCGCUUCGAUGUCGCGAGAGGUCGAGUCCUGUCGGAGAAAGCCCUCCGUUUCUCGGCGGUUCAGAGGGAAGAUCCAAGCGAGAGGAGCGAGAAGGUCACUUUUUCUCGGCGCCUCCCCGGACCCCGACUCUGGCCAUGCCCGUCAGGCCUCCUGAGAACGCGCUGCCGGACAGACGGCCGCUCCCGCCGCUGUCUCCGGAGGCGAGGCGACGGCGGAGGCACGGGUCGGCGGCCGAAGACAGGUUGGAAGCAGGCGCAGGGGAAGAUGUGCAUGUCAGAACCGGAGCGAAAAUGAGGGAGCCCCGCCCGGUCGGGCUGCCAGGCGGUCCCUAUGCGGACAGGAGACGCCACGGCGAACUUGCGAGACGACACGGAGACGCUAGCUUUGUGUCUCGAGAACACCAGACGAUUCUGAGCCGAGCUCCUGCCGCAAACGAGGGAGGCAAGAAGAGAGGGGACUGGGCGCAUGCAGUGCAGCCGGCCUCGCCCGGUUCUGCUGUCUCUUCUGCGGAACCUCCCGCCCCAUACCGUCCGUCUCUCAGCGGUCAUCCCCUCCUCGGGUAUCCAGCUGGCCGCUCGCCGUUCGGUCCUGGGUCGCCAGGCCCCGAGUCGUUUCGUUUUCCCGCCUUUCCUUCUCACCCUCCGUUCCCUUCUUCAUGCCCGCCUGCCUACCCUGCGACUCCACAUCCGCCGGCGCCGAUGCUUCGCUCGUCUUGUCCCCUCUCUGGGGCUCGUCCCUUCUUCUCUUCCUUUUCCUCCCCGUCCUCGCCGUUUGUCUCCUCGGCGUCGGCGUCGCCGUCGGGGGACGCGACCCUCCAGGCGUGGCGAGAGAGUGCAGGCGUGGAGUGUCGAAACAGCGCAGCCGUCGCACCUCAGAUGCAGGUCGAGCCGAUUCUUCCCGCGCCGUCUGGGGACGGCAAAGCAAACUCGCCUUUCGUCUGCUAUUCAGGCGGCAACUGCGCAUCUGCCUCGCCCUUUGCUACCGCUGGUGCCCCGUUGAGUUCUGGCUUCGCCGGGGCCCCAGGGUCGGAGCGGAAUCCGCAGGGGACGCAGAGUCGCAAUCCCUUUGUGCUCUCCGAAUCGCCUCGAACGUUUCCGCCGCCGCGUUCCUCGUUCUCUGCCCCGGUCUCGUCGCUUCCUUUCUCGCCGUCUUCCCCGCCUCCCAGAACCUUGCCUGUCUUCUCUCCUCGCCCUGUCUCUGCUUCUGCCGCUUUUCCCGCUCAUCUUGUCUCGCAUUCGCCCUUUGCGGCAGCCUCCGCCUCUCCGGGAGGAGUUCAUGUGCCGGGGGAACGACCGCCUGGCCCGUGGACCAGGGGGUUGGCGUCCCAGAGCGACGGGGACGUGGACCGCAAUCCCUUUGCGCGGUUUGGGCCGGGGGCCAAGAAAGGUUCUCACUCAGUCCCCCAACCGCCCCUUGCUUCGUCUGUGGCUGUGGCGUGCGCCGCCUUGCGUGCACCAGGCGCAGCGGGGCCGGGAAUGCCUUUUUCCAGUUCUGCAUCUUUUCUCUCUCUUCAGACACCGCAGGGUUCUUCGCCUCCCUCGUUUCCCUCUUCGUCCCCAGCUUCGGCCUCUUCCUUCUCUUCUCCGUUCUCGUCUUCGUCUCGCUUGGUCAAAGCUUCCGGCCAACAGGGUGCGGGUUCAGCGUCGUCGUCUGGGGCGACCGAGGCGCGAUCCUGUGAAGCUGAGAAGACUCCGCGAGAGGCCGGCGAAGCGCAGACACCCCAGGCGGCGCAGCAAGGACGAGGACGGCGCGUGGGUGAGCAGCCAACCCUGGUGGAGAGACCUGACCCACAAGACGCCAGAGGCAGUGGAGCUGAAGAUGGACCCACGCGAGGGAGACAGAGAGAGAGGAGCGUGAACGAGGAUGCGAAACUGGGAGAUGGAGUGGAGAUGCCCAUUCAGGCCCCGCGCUUCCCUUCGCCCACCCCCCAUUGA